Silurus meridionalis is the source of this 999-nucleotide messenger RNA. Its product is annotated as dolichyl-diphosphooligosaccharide--protein glycosyltransferase subunit DAD1. The coding region runs from base 287 to 628 and encodes 113 amino acids. Gene Ontology annotation, biological process: protein N-linked glycosylation. Gene Ontology annotation, cellular component: membrane; oligosaccharyltransferase complex. The record is from RefSeq and is a predicted model, not a curated record. Lineage: Eukaryota; Metazoa; Chordata; Actinopteri; Siluriformes; Siluridae. The transcript is spliced from 3 exons.
CCGGUUAAAACUCGUUAUUUAAAUGCGAAUGAAAUAAUGCGACGAAGAAAACGUAACGAGGCACGUGUCAAAUAAAUAUAACUAUUAAUAAUAUAAAUAUCAAGGAAUAAUCGUGUGUAGGGGGCGGAACGGUUUAUAUGCUACUCCGUAAUCCGAGGGGAGGUCUAAAAGCGAGGACAUCCGUUAUUUGAGUGAGAGCAGUGCGCAUGCGCAGAGGUUAACGGGACACGUCAGGCUCGGAGUUGCAGGUUCAGAAGGUGAAGCUUCUGCAGAAGAGAACAAUAAAAUGGCGAAUUCUGUGAUUUCGGUGAUUUCCAGGUUUAUAGAGGAGUACGCGAGUAGCACGUCGGCCAAGCUGAAGCUGGUGGACGCGUAUUUGCUGUACAUCCUGUUAACAGGAGCGUUUCAGUUCCUCUACUGCUUGCUGGUCGGCACGUUUCCGUUUAACAGCUUCCUGUCCGGAUUCAUCUCCUGCGUGGGAUCGUUUAUUCUCGCAGUUUGCCUGCGUAUCCAGAUCAAUCCUCAGAACAAGGCAGAGUUUUUAUCCAUCUCGCCGGAAAGAGCCUUCGCCGACUUCCUGUUCGCCCACACCGUCCUGCACCUGGUUGUCAUCAACUUCGUCGGGUGAACGGACGGCCGUUGCUACGGUGAUGCGCACGAUCGACUGAAGAGAAGCGACAGAACCCUGGAGUCGUCUUUCACCUCUGUUUUCUGAUCCUGAAAAGCGAACCACAUUAAACGUGCACCCUUUUAUAUCUAAACGUUCAGUAACACAUUACAAAACAUUUCCAAAUCAGCCACUACUCCAAAACCAGCCUUUACAGAUCAUUCAGUAGAAACAUCAUGUUCGAGUUUUAAGUGUAGAUUUGGGCUCUUUAUUGGUUUUUCUUUUGCAGCAUCAAAAUGAACCAAGCAGUCGGUAAUCGAUGCUUCUGCACCUCAUCGAAAAACACUUUUGUACUUGUUGAUCUUUACAAAUAAAUAAUAUGAGACCAAUGA